Messenger RNA from Folsomia candida, 864 nucleotides. Its product is annotated as serine/arginine-rich splicing factor RSZ22-like. The coding region runs from base 420 to 824 and encodes 134 amino acids. The record is from RefSeq and is a predicted model, not a curated record. NCBI's taxonomy places the organism in Eukaryota, Metazoa, Arthropoda, Collembola, Entomobryomorpha, Isotomidae. The transcript has 5 exons. Gene Ontology annotation, molecular function: zinc ion binding; nucleic acid binding.
AGAAAAUCAGCAUCCAAAUACUCGUGGUCGUCGUCAACUCCUCUCCCCAUCAGCUCCUCAUCAAACGUUGUCCAAGUAAUUUACAAGAAAUCUUCCACUCCACCCACAGAGCAGCCUACUUUGGAUUCUAUUUGUUUUGUCGACGUUCUGUCUUUCUUGUGGGCGCUUUUUUGUGAAGGCAAGCUUUUAUCAUUUAAUUCAUUGACUAAUUGCUAAUUAAAGCUAGGUUAGCAAAGAUAUCAUUGAAGUUAUAAUUUUUUAUUCAUUUGUUUAUUUUGUAGUAAUUUACAAGCAAUCUUCUCCACCCACAGAGCAGCCUACUUUGGAUUCUAUUUUUGUUGUUGUUGGUGUGUUGUUGUUGGUCCUUCGUCUCCCUCCUCAAUCCCAGUUCUUGGUGGGCGUUGUUUCUUGAGGUCAAGAUGGGAAAGUUUAACCAUAAAGUGAUUGUGACUGGACUCCCAUUUGGGAGUGCCUUCACUUUGUCGGUUCCUGGUGGUUCCGGUGGAAAGCGUGGCGGUGGUUCCGGCGGUGGAAAGCGUGGCGGUAGUGCCGGUGGGGGGAAGCCUGGUGGAAACAAGGAUAAGAAAAAGAAGAAACAGAGAUGUUGGCGAUGCAAGGAAAGAGGCCAUCCAGGAAAGGAAUGCAAAUACUCAGAAGAAGAGGCUGCUGCCAAGAAGGCAGAAUUUUCUAAGAAAAAAGAAGAGAACGCUUCGACUUCUUCUUCUACUACUUCUGCUGAGGCUGUCAAGCCACCAUUUCCAGGGUGGAAGCCAGGAUGCGUUGUGCCCCCUCCCCCCACCCAUACUAAUGAUGUUGACAUGUAGUUUCGUACUUUUUUUUAUAUUAAAUUCAUCUGUUCGAUUA